Molecule: messenger RNA, 1453 nt
Organism: Tripterygium wilfordii
Lineage: Eukaryota; Viridiplantae; Streptophyta; Magnoliopsida; Celastrales; Celastraceae
Product: ethylene-responsive transcription factor ERF113-like
Exons: 2
Coding region: 382-1170 (262 amino acids)
Biological process (GO): regulation of DNA-templated transcription; ethylene-activated signaling pathway
Molecular function (GO): DNA-binding transcription factor activity; DNA binding
Source: RefSeq, a predicted model, not a curated record
ACAAACUUCAAUCCCACACCAUCAAUAUUCAGUCCGACAUUUUCGAAGAUAAAAGCACUCUAAAAAUAGUAAUUCACAAACCCUACUUCUCUUCUCCCUCCCUUCUAUCGAUCUCUCCAAUUCAUUUUCACUACAAAAUCAGCUGCUCUGGGAUCAGAUCCCUACUCUCAACUCUCUACUUACUAUCCCUAGUUCAUGCACUGAGUGGUGCAACACAAAGUGUAGAAUCGGAUACAUUUACAAGUUUCAAAGGUGGAUCGAAGGCAUGGAAAGCGGCCGCUGCCAGCGGAAGCAUCAUCGGAGAGACAAUCACAUGAUGAUGAACAUCAAGAUCGUGAUUUUGAUGGUGAUUAUGCAUUUUCUUGGCCAGCUGAAACAGACAUGCCUGCAAUGGUUUCAGCUCUUACUCAAGUUAUGGAAACAAACACAGGUACCAAUCAGCACAGUAAUCCGACUCAGGAUCAUGUGAAAGAGGAACAACCGGCUCAAGAUCAAGAGAAUCCAAGGAGAAGACACUAUAGAGGAGUAAGACAAAGGCCUUGGGGGAAAUGGGCAGCAGAAAUAAGAGAUCCAAAGAAGGCAGCCAGAGUUUGGCUUGGCACAUUUGACACUGCUGAGGAUGCAGCCCUUGCAUAUGACAAAGCAGCUCUCAAGUUCAAAGGCAACAAAGCCAAGCUCAAUUUCCCUGAACGAGUCAUCCAUGGCCACACCACCGAGCUCGGCUACUCUAUGAUGACUACUAGUACUCUUGCUGGAAAUUCAUCAAACACUACCAGCAUUUCUUCUACUACCACUCUCCCUCAACAACAAAGUAGUUACAUUCCAAGCCAUGAGUCCUCCACAUUCACCUCACACAAUCCUUAUCCUCACUUGUUUCAAUACGCCCAAAUUCUCUCAAGUGAUGAUUCCAAUCUCCCUUACUACACUUCCAAUCUAUUUAAUCAACCCCAUGAUCAAUUUUCUCCUCAACAUUUUUCAUCUUCAACUUCAUCAAUGCCUUAUUCUACAAAUGUUGUUUCAAAUCAACAACAACAACAUGAUCAUGAUCAAGGGUUGCAAAGCUCCUUCUCCUCAAGUAUGGGAAGCUCUACAACUAGUUCUUAUCAUCAACAAGAACAUGGAAGUGGUUACUUUGGUUACUUUCAUCAUGGUAAUAACCCUGGAGAGUAGCUAUUUAUGUUAUAUUAUGGAAGUGGUAGUGAUGAGUGUACUAUUAUAAUGAGACAACCACCACACUUGAAGAGCUUCGAAGUAUUUUUUUUUUCUUUUGGUAUUGGAAAGCUAUCUUUACUUUUAUGUUUGUUGUUUGUCCCCACAUGGCAAGAGGGUUUUGGGUUCAAUGUAUAAUGUCAUUCUCAUUCCAAUCCAAACUUUUAUAUAUUUUUUGUGAAGUCAUCUAUUAUGUAUUUGUGGACAUCCCUAUCAAUAUUGAAAGACUUGCAUUUAUAUAUUA